CCCGAACCGGCAAACCCACACAGAUCCUCUCCUCCUCCUCCUCCUCCUCGAGCAGCCCAGUCGAUCACUGCACCUCAUCUCCCCUCUCUCGGAACACCAUAGCUUCAAAACCUUCCUGCUCGCGAGAAGGUGAGCGACGAUCCCUGGGAGGAUAGCAGCAAUGGCGAAGCGGCUCCACGAUGAGUACGGGCACGACGGCGACCAGCCCGACGACAAACGGAUGCGCCGCCUUCCGUCCUUCUCGACGGUGAUCCGGGAGGCCAUGAUGCAGAAGCACAUGCAGCACCUGUUCAGGUGCAUCGAGCCCCUCCUCCGCCGCGUGGUGCAGGAGGAGCUCCAGGCGGGGCUGAUGCAGAGCCCGCGCUACAUCGAGCGUUCGCCUCCGGCGACGCCGCCGGCCGAGCGGCCGGCGUGGAAGCUGGCUUUCCGGACCCCGCCGAACCUCCCGAUCUUCACGGGCAGCAAGAUCGAGGACGAAGCCGGGAACCCACUGGACAUCGUCCUCGUGGACGCGGACACCGGCGCCUCCCCGGCGGCGCCCCCGCCGGCGCUGCGCGUCGAGCUGGUCCCGCUCGUCGGCGACUUCCCCCCCGACGGCCGCGAGGACUGGUCCCCCGAGGAGUUCCAGAAGGGCGUCAUGAAGGAGCGCGAGGGCAAGCGCCCGCUCCUCACCGGCGAGGUCGCCCUCACCAUGCGCGACGGGCGCGCCACGGUGUCCGAGCUCCAGUUCACGGACAACUCGUCCUGGGUGCGCUGCCGCAAGUUCCGCAUCGGCGUCCGCGUCGCGCCGGGGAGCUACGACGGCUCCAGGAUCCAGGAGGCCAUGACGGAUGCCUUCGUCGUUAGGGACCACCGCGGCGAGCUCUACCGGAAGCACUACCCUCCCCACCUCGUUGACGACGUCUGGAGGCUCGAGAAGAUCGGGAAGGAAGGCGCGUUCCACCGGAAGCUCCGGCAAAACAACGUCGUCUCCGUCCAGGAGUUCGUCAGGAUGCUCAUGGUGAAGCCCGACGAGCUGCGCGCGAUUCUGGGCGAGGGCAUGACCGACCGCAUGUGGGAGGUGACGACGAACCACGCCAAGACCUGCGUCGACCGCGACGAUAAGGUGUACGUGUACGGCACGCCGCACGGCACCAUCUACGUGGACUCCGUCUUCAAGCUCGUGAGGGUCGAGAUCGGCGGCGUGGAGUGGCCGCUGCAGCAGCUGAGGGGCCAAGCGCAGGUGAUCGUGCAGCAGCUGAUGCUGGAGGCGUACGAGAAUCGCCACAGCCUGCAGGAGGCCGAAGCCUUCAUGCUUCCUGGCCAUGGCCACGCCGCCAACAACGUUCCGCUGCUGCAGAAUGCAGCACAUGUCGCGCUGCCGGCGCCUGGGGAGGCACAGCUCUGGUACCCAAACGCCCCGGAGAUCGAGUUCCCGGUCGACGACGUGGUUCCUCCCAUCCCCCAACCCAACAACUUCGGCUACCAGUGGCCUGGCCAAGUGUUCCAUAUGACAGGUUAAGAAUUGCACUGGGAAAUGCCCCCAACUCAAGUGAAGAUCACUUGCAACGCAAGGUUCCAAGGCUUCCAGCUAUAGGAUGUACAUUAACCAAAUACAGCUACGUGGUGUCUGUCUGUCCACGAAAGUGUGUGGUCGGUCUGUGUGUUGUCAAGUAACGGCAGGGUUUAAGGGUAGGUGAAACUUGAGCGGCCCUUCCACUGCGUCGCUGAGCAUGCGCAGGCCGAGCGUCCGCCGCGAGCAGCGAGAAGAGGCGUGCAAGUGCAAAAAUUCUUUGGUUUAAUUCGUAUCCUUUGUUGUAAUGUAUUUUCUCAGUUUUUCGUUCAGCCUGGUCCUAGUAGCGCCUCGGCUCUGCGAUGUUUUGCUCCAAAAGAGCUGCAUGUAAAUGUAAAAUGGCAGGGCAGCGGUUCUGGGCAGGCGAACGAGUGUGGCAUGCCUGCAAGGGCUGUAGAACUUGUUGUAAACAGACAGUUCUACUUUUUUUUCUUUAAAAUUUUCUGAAGUUUUUGUGUCCUGUAAACAUCAAGGUCGUGAUUAAUAAAGGAAGGAAGCUGCCCUUUUGUACAUAAA
Messenger RNA from Setaria italica (foxtail millet), 2068 nucleotides. Its product is annotated as calmodulin-binding protein 60 B. The record is from RefSeq and is a predicted model, not a curated record. NCBI's taxonomy places the organism in Eukaryota, Viridiplantae, Streptophyta, Magnoliopsida, Poales, Poaceae. Gene Ontology annotation, molecular function: sequence-specific DNA binding; DNA-binding transcription factor activity; calmodulin binding. The transcript has 6 exons. The coding region runs from base 161 to 1501 and encodes 446 amino acids. Gene Ontology annotation, biological process: regulation of salicylic acid biosynthetic process. Gene Ontology annotation, cellular component: nucleus.